AUGAAUGGUAAAAAUAAGAGUAUGAUUGUAUUGGGUGUAAUAUUGGGGUCUAUUGUGUUAGUGAUUGUGAUAGGAUUGUUGUUAGGAUUGUUGUUAGGAUUGUCGUUAGGAGGAGGAAAAGGCGGCAAAGGAGGUGAUGGUGGUGAAGAUGGAGAAGACGGUGAAGAUGGUGGAAUAUUUGGAGGAAAGGGUGGAAAGUAA
Messenger RNA from Enterospora canceri, 201 nucleotides. Lineage: Eukaryota; Fungi; Microsporidia; Enterocytozoonidae. The record is from the annotation of a GenBank genome assembly.